UUUACAGAUAGUCUCUGGUAUAAUUAGUCGCCUACUGCCCUCCACCAAGAAGCCCUGCCAACCACAAAACCAAGGGUUACAUUGACGUAACGUCGGCUGAGAGGGGAAGCAGCUACUGUCUACUACGCUGUUAUACAGACAGAUGCUCCCAGCCACCCACCUCGAGAGCAGCGAUGGGAAGUGUCCACUAGCCGAGGCCAUCCUGGACCAUGUCAUCGGGGUGACGGAGACGGCUUCAGUAUUCACGUCGGAGAGGGAGCAAGGUGCGCCCCGCAGACACAGCGGCGAGGAGGUGCAGAGCCAGGGGCAGGAGGAGGAGGAGGAGGAGGAGGAGGAGGAAGAGGAGGAAGAGGAAGAGUGGCAAGACGAGAGAAGAAGGAUGGGCGUGGGGAAGAAUACAACCUCCAAAUCUAUAGAAGGAGGAGGAGAUGGGAACGGGAACAAAUAUGAGGAGGAAACCAAACGCGGAGCGGACUUCUACCCUAUUCCGGUGGUGGUGAAUGGGGUGAGCCAGACCAAUGGAGAACAAGACACGGAGGACACAGAGCUGAUGGCCGUCUACGCUAAAGAGAAUCAAGGAGGAGAGAAGUGUUCCAUGUCUGAGACGUUGGACAGUACAGACAGCGUGGACGCCAGACGGAAUGACAUGAUCUACACCAUCGAAGACUGCCCGCCGUGGUACCUGUGUGUCUUCCUCGGCCUACAGCACUAUCUGACUUGCUUUAGCGGCACCAUCGCCGUCCCCUUCCUCCUGGCUGACGCCAUGUGUGUGGGCUACGACCAGUGGGCCACCAGCCAGCUGAUAGGGACCAUCUUCUUCUGUGUGGGGAUAACCACCCUGAUCCAGACCACCGUCGGAUGCAGGUUGCCUCUUUUCCAGGCCAGUGCGUUUGCCUUCCUCGCCCCAGCCAGGGCAAUUCUAUCACUCGAUAAAUGGAAGUGCAACAAUACAAUGGUCCCUGACUUCAACAGCACGGAGCUCCUCAACACAGAACACAUCUGGCACCCCAGGAUACGAGAGAUCCAGGGCGCCAUCAUCGUGUCGUCCCUGAUCGAGGUGUGCAUCGGCGCCCUGGGCCUGCCCGGGGUGCUGCUGAAGUACAUCGGCCCCCUGACCAUCACGCCCACCGUCGCCCUCAUCGGCCUGUCUGGCUUCCAGGCUGCCGGGGAGAGGGCGGGGAAACACUGGGGCAUCGCUAUGCUGACCAUCUUCCUGGUGCUGCUCUUCUCCCAGUACGCCAGGAAUGUCCAGUUUCCACUGCCGAUCUACAAGUUCAAGAAGGGUUGGACGGUGUACAGGCUGCAGGUCUUUAAGAUGUUCCCAAUCAUCAUGGCCAUCCUCGUGUCAUGGCUGACGUGCUUCAUCUUCACGGCGACCGACGUCUUCCCGCCCGAGAAGGAGAAGUACGGCUACUACGCCCGCACAGACGCGCGCAUGGGAAUCCUGAGUGCUGCCCCCUGGUUCAAAAUUCCCUACCCCUUUCAAUGGGGCGUUCCCACGGUAACCACGGCGGGCGUCAUCGGCAUGCUGAGCGCGGUGGUGGCGAGCAUCAUCGAGUCCAUCGGGGACUACUACGCCUGCGCGCGGCUGGCCUGUGCGCCGCCACCCCCUAUCCACGCCAUCAACAGGGGUAUUUUCAUGGAGGGGGUGUCCUGUGUGCUCGACGGUCUGUUUGGAACCGGGAACGGCUCCACCUCGUCCAGUCCCAACAUCGGGGUUCUGGGGAUCACCAAGGUUGGCAGCAGACGAGUGAUCCAGUAUGGCGCCGCUAUGAUGCUGCUGCUGGGGCUUGUGGGUAAAUUCAGUGCGCUCUUCGCCUCGCUGCCCGACCCGGUCCUGGGGGCGCUGUUCUGCACCUUGUUCGGGAUGAUCACCGCCGUGGGCCUGUCCAACCUGCAGUUCGUGGACCUCAACUCCUCCCGGAACCUCUUUGUGCUGGGCUUCUCCAUCUUCUUCGGCCUGGUGCUGCCCAGCUACCUGAAGCAGAACCCGCUGGUUACCGGCAUCGUCGAGGUUGACCAGGUGUUGAAUGUGCUUCUGACCACCGCUAUGUUUGUCGGUGGCUCGGUGGCGUUUCUUCUCGACAACACUAUACCAGGCACGCCGGAAGAGCGAGGCAUCAGGAAGCUGAAGAGGGGCACGGGCCCCAGCACCUCCGAGCUGGAGGGGAUGCGAUCCUAUGACCUGCCGUUCGGGAUGGACUUCAUCCGCAGGCACGACAUCUUCACCUACCUCCCCAUCAGCCCCACCUUCACGGGCCACAAGUGGGGGGGGCUCCGGAGCGCCUGCCGGAGCCGGAAGGCCCACGGGGACAGCGGGAAGGGGGCCGGGAGGGAGGCCGGCAAGGCGGUGGCGGGGGGCACGGCUGCAGGGGACAGCCGGGUAUAGCAACGGGACUCUGGGGGAGAGGAGGGGAUCCGACGGAAGGGACGGAUGGACUCGAGAGCGGAGGAGCGAGGAUAAAGCAGUGCGCAACCCCCCUGUUUGUGUUUUCCCUUUUGUGUGUUUCGUGAGGUGACGCUCCCUCUGUCUUCCUUUCGUCUGUCCAUGCCGGUGAGGAAUUACUUGAGCGCGUCGCCAGAGGCCAUGGGCUCACGGAGAAGCCGGACUGUGGCGAGACAUGAUUGCAUGCAGAAGUAGGCCACGGGGGGGGGGGGGGGGGGGGGGGGGGUCGUCGUCGUGCAUCCAGUUAGCUGUACUUUCUUUAAUGUAGAAAAUCAAUGCUUCAAAGCAACAUCAUCUCCCUCACACAAUUCACGCGUACAGCGUGCCACAACCUUUCUGAGAAUAAUUUGUUUACCUAAAAAGGAAAGUGUGUGUGUAUAUAUCCAUAUAUAUAUAUAUAUAUAUAUAUAUGCACCCUGUGUGUACCCUGUGUGUGUUAAUGUUGGUGGUCUAGUCUAGGCUGGAACUGAAAUGCUCAUCAUUCAGUUGCUGUAUGUGUCCUGGCAGCCCAGGGGACUGUGGCGUUCUUUGCUGUCUAGAAUCCAAGGGGAACUGCAGAGUUGGAGGAUGGUGGGAGGUGAUGAUGGAAUAGGUUGUCUGUUAAAACCUAGUCCCAACAAGACAACCUUACAAGAGCAAGGUUGUCUUCAUUCAGUAAAACAAACAUUCAAAGCAUUCAAAUGGGUGUACAUUUGCCAAAAUACCAGCUACGUGACUAAAGUUAGUAUUCAAGUCAGUAUUAUCUUAUGCAUUAUUUAAUCACUUAAACCCCCUAUUGUCAAACAUCCCUCCCCCAAAAUGGUUGUGAAGAGACGAUUAGAGCUUAUAUAUUCAGCCUCGGCAUGGCGCAUAUAGUGCACCUUGAGUUGUGACUUAAAAUGCAUCGGCUUUGCAAAUAGUAUUAGAUUAGAAUUAUUUCAUUCACUGAGGACCUUAAUUUUAGUGUUAACUUUGGCUAAUGUCUGUUUUCUUAUUUCUAUAGACACUGGUGAGGGAAGUUUAGGAUUAUGCAACGACAGUGUGGUCAGGACUGCCCCAAACAGGGCCACUAGCGGAUGGUUUUGUGAAACGAGAAUGCAAGUUCUAGACUGGCGCAAAACGAGACUAUGAAAAAUUUGCUCCCAGAUGCAUGAGUUUACCUUGUUCGAACAGCACUUAGAGUAGAUAUUUUUACCCUUUUACCAUCAGACUGACCCCAAUGGAGUUAGAAUUACAUUUAAUACUCAUUCCAUGACCUCCGUUUCCUGCUGUUGUGUAGAACAUCACCAGUGCACAUGACCCAUUUGUUUAAUGGCGUUGAGGAUUCGCUGGCAGCGCACCAGCUAUUGCUUUCUGCCCGCCCACACAACGUCUACGUGUCACUUUAGAUGUAGACGUCAUUUGGAUGUCAUCCAACUCUUCAAUCGUAAUGGCUAUCAUAUCUGUAAAUUGUACAGGGAAUUGUAGUAGAUUGGAAUUAUGAUUGAUUUUCCUGAGACUAAUCUGUAUUCUUUUCCCUUCGGACCACUACUUUGGAUUAUUACAGUGAGGCAUUGGUUGCUCCCCUCUUUUUUCUUUCUCUUUUUUUUUUUUUAAGUACUUCAUGCCCCAUUGUUCCGUUUUCCAAUUCUCUGCCGCUAAGGUGCUCAGGUCUUUCCUUCCAUCGUCAUUCAAUCUAGCUUUGUUUGUUUUUUCAACACACUGUAACACCGCAACAGCUAUUGGUAGUUGACUUUUCCUGAUCGGUUGCUAUUCUGGGCUUUUGUCCUUUUCUGUGUCCGUGCUGGCAAAAUCAAGUGAGAGAUAACUAUAUAUCACUACUACUAAUCGUAGGUCUUUGAACUGGAAGCCGUAUGACAUUACCUGGUGGAUUGACACGGAUGUGAUGUUAUUUAGAGACUUGCCUUCAAUCAAGGCUUGAGUGUAACGCUACUAUGUGGCAACUGCCAUAGUCCCAGCAGUGGCUAUAAAGAAAAUGGGACAUUUUUUCAAAAAAGAAAUAAUGAAAAGCUCAAACUGUAUUGUGGAACAGCAGUCCAAGUGAGAUGUUUGUCGAACCAAAAUACUAUAGAAAUGUUCCAAACUGUCAUACCAAAACAGUUUUUCAGUAAUUUACAAAAAGGAAACCCUUCUGUCUCAUACUAAUUUAUUUAUUUAUAAGGCAAUGUAUAAUGAAGAUUUUAGAGCACAUUUGAGUGCCUCUUGCACAAUGUAUAAAAAAAUAAUAUUUUUAAGAAUAGUUUACUGUUUUUUGCCCUGUAGAAAUCUGUAAUCGGCGCUUCUGCCUACAGGGGACGCCACAUUGUCCCAUGUUUAGAUAGUUAUAUUUGACUUGAGGGGCUUACAGUUGCUCUUAUUUCAUAGAAGCACAGAGCUGGUUAAAGGUUAGAAUCACAAAAUAAGCUGCUUGGUGAGGCAGUGAUGUGAUAUAAGGCAAACACUUUUGGAAUUUUGGAGCUUGAACACUCUAACAUAACAAGUACUGUUUCUACAUCCGUAUCUGAUUUUUUUCUCUUUGGUUCUGAGAGCAUGUCGACUACUGUCACACCAGAUUUUUGUUCCUCUGAACUGCUGCUGCAGCGGUGGUCACACAAUGUUUUGUUAUCAAGUCUACUUGGACCUGAAGACAGCUAGCUUGCCAGCUAGUUGUUAAAAUACAGUACGCUACCUCUGCCUAUUCAGAAAGCCACCUGUUUUAAGUGUUUGCAUUAACCAUUUCACUCUUCCUGGAUUUGGUUAUCGAGUGGUGGCGUCUUUUUCAAGAUGCAAACAUCAAAAUCAUACAUGCGUAAUAUUAUUUCACUUUUCUUCUACCCGCCCAUCCCAUGUUUCAACACGCUUUCUAUUCCUCUCUGACGUCCUGCUCUCUCCCCCCCUGAUACUCGCCUGCCAGUACAGUGCAGAUGUUCACAUUGAGGUUCCUGCCUGCAUACAGGAAAUGACACCUAUCGGCCACCUUUAUUAAGAAAGGUAUAGUCGCUCAAUGCAAGUUUUCCUUAAUUCGAUUUUUUAACUCUAUGGCCUGUUACCUUAAAAGGUUAAAUUCGGUGCCUAAUAGCACUUAAACCUGGCUUUUAACUUACAAAAGCCUAGGUUUUGGAAGAACCCUUUGUCAUAUUUUCAGCGUUAAGGAGCUUGCUAUCAAAAGACGACUCUUGAAAAGGUGGCCAUAAGUGGUGUGACAAAAUAUCCCUUUCAGUUAUUUUGAAGGGGCACUACCUAAAGAAUAUAAUUAAGUCUCAAGUGUUUUAUCUUUUUAACGUUUUUUUCUUUGUUUUGUAUGCAUAAUUUUUUACGUUUUCUACAGAUGUGUUUGUAAGAAAUCAUAUACUAUUAAAUCAUGCUGGAAAGCGCAUUGUUUUGUUACAUUUUUAUUUCAGAGUUUAACCCUAUUUGUUCUUACUUUUAUCUGUGGUCUGAUGAAAUAAUUUUGUUUGUUAGGACUUUUCCAUAUUGUAUUUUUCUAACAUUACUUUAUCUUCAUGUUAACACAGAAUGAAAAAAAGGCUGUUAGCAUUUAAAUGGAUGUUCAAAAUGUAUAUUGAACUGCGUGCUAAUUAUGUGCAGAAAAAUUCUGGACCAGAUAUUGAGUUGCAAGAAAAUGUUAUAUUUGUUCCUAAAACUAUUUAAUACGAUGAUACAAAUCCAUACAGACUUUUGUCUUAAUUGUCUGUAUUAAUUGCAAUACAUACGUUGUUCCAUUCACA
Molecule: messenger RNA, 6132 nt
Organism: Gadus macrocephalus (Pacific cod)
Lineage: Eukaryota; Metazoa; Chordata; Actinopteri; Gadiformes; Gadidae
Gene: slc23a2
Product: solute carrier family 23 member 2
Exons: 16
Coding region: 143-2389 (748 amino acids)
Biological process (GO): L-ascorbic acid metabolic process; transmembrane transport
Cellular component (GO): membrane
Molecular function (GO): transmembrane transporter activity
Source: RefSeq, a predicted model, not a curated record